ACCCGUUUCAACAAAAUGUAUCUAGCUAGCUAGCUGGCUCCCUAAACCCCCCUAUGUGUUUGCAAGUUCAUAUAUAUCUGGGGGUUUCAUGCAUUUAGUGUUGGAGGUGUUUUUCGAAAAUGCAUAACGUCAGGAUUUUCAUUCCAUCGUUCCGUUCAGAGGACAAUCCGAUUGAGAAAGGGUACACGGUCUUUAAAAUUGACGUGCUAAUGAAUGGCAGACAGCAUACAGUGAAGAAGCGCUACAGUGAAUUUCAUAAUCUCCAUAAAAUACUGAAGAAGAGUAUGACGCCUCCUGAGAUUCCCUCUAAGCAUGUACGGAACUGGAUUCCCAAAGUUCUGGAGCAGAGAAGACAUGGUCUGGAACUCUAUCUACAGACUAUAAUUAUGGAGAAUGAAGUUCUCCCAAAGAUAUUCCUGGAUUUCCUCAACAUCCGCCACUUUCCCUCACUGACAAAAACAGAAAGUUGUGGGUCAUUUGAAACUGAAUCUGAAGAGGCAAGUAAACUGACCCACCAACCAGCAAUGCUCUACCGUAGAGACCCCUACAUGCUCCCGUCCACCCACGAUACAUUUUCAAAUGUUGUCAUAGAAGGAGUGAUACAUGGAAUAUUCUACCCAGACCUUCAACCAAGGUAGAGUUACUGUAUGCCAGCUUGGAGGACUUACUACUAACUCAUGAAGAGAAAGAGAAGAUUAAGAAAUGAACAGCUUGUAAGAGUCUCAAUUUUGUAAACAUUCUAAUAGUUGUGUGUUUAUGAUAUAUUUUGUGGUUUGUUUCUGUGUUAAUGGAUAUCUUGAUAAUAUUUUAAAUGAAACGCCUCAAAGAAAUGCAUUUUCUGAAUGAUUGUUAUUCAAAGAUGAACACUAUCAUGAUGUUAUGACAACAUUUAAGAUUAUGCAUAUAUUCAGCCUCAUGGACUCACAGGCUGUAUCCAUCUACUAAUGGUCUUUCACUCAAAUUAAGGUGAGACCUUGAAGUUUUACACAGUGAAAUAACAUUACUUGGUCAAACACUUAACUCUAAUAUACUAGCUAUGAAUUAAUGAAGGGCAACCGAUCAAACACGUCAAACAGGUGAUUAAAAAGCUGAAAUAUAUAAAAAGGGAAACUGAACUUGUACUGUCAGUGUAAUAAGAUGUCUUAUGUUGGUCUGCCUUAUCUCAACUUUGAGUGUGUCCCUUUUAUUUUAGAGCAAUGUGGUUCAUUGCUGCUCUUUUUGAACGUGGGACUGCUGCUGUAAACCUACUGGGAUUGCUGCUGUAAACCUACUGGGAUUGCUGCUGUAAACUUACAAGGCCAUUUACACGCCAGUCAGUUUUGAUCCAAUUUAAAGUGACUGAAGCAAUACAGAUCUAAACUCUUCGUGAUGCUGUAGUGUUCCGCAUAUGGUAAUGCUGUGUGUGUAAUUGAUAAGCCUCAUACACAGUUGAUGCAUUUUCGUAGUAAGUCAAGCUUAGUUGGUCUAACAUUACUUUGCGCUUGUCAUUCAUUAGACAAUUAUGGAUGGCUAAUAAUAUAGAUACUCUGAAAGACAUGAGGAUGGUCUGGACAUUUUAUUGACUAGAAUGCUCUGCUAUCCUUGAUAUUUCUAUCCGAUGUGGUCUCUGAAUUGAGACCGGGUGAACAUUAACGCACUUAAAGAUAGAAUCCUUUAUUAAAACAACAGGGGUAAUCCUGCAUCUGUUUCAGUAAAAAGCUGAGGGAUGGGGCAGGAGAAAUGUUGCCACUCAAAAUUCAUAGAACUAUGGAUGCAAGGACUGACCAUCUUUGAUAUCAACAUUUGUUUUAACUAUGUUUUGAGGAUAGUUUGUUUACAUUUACAAACAUUGGAUUGAAACACGCUUAUAUUUUUGGUUCUGAUGGGGUACGGCUGUUAGACAUUUUUAAGUUGUAUUUUUCAAGAAUCAAUGGGUAUGUAAGGGAUAAACGCCAACUUUCAGUACAUUACCUUGGAAAUAAUGGAUGAUGCAGUCCCUUUCGAGGUUAAUUUUUCCAGGGUAAUGUACAGAACAGAGGUGUUUACUCUGCUUAUAUCACAGUUGCCAAAGAAAACAAUACUAAAGCACACAUUUUAUAGGUAAAAAUAGCACGUUUGAGUAUAUUUUCAUUUUGAUGUGUGAUUUCACCUGGUAAUAACUAAGGAUUCUAGCUUUAAAGUAGAGGAUUUUCCAUUUGUUAAAUGAAAAGUAAACUUGGGUUAGUUGAGCAGCCAUGUAUAGAACCGUCCACUUCAACUGAGAUAAAAUCAUGCCUGUGUUGACAAAUCCUGCAAAAAAAUGUUUUGUAUCUACUUUGUAUAUGUAUGUCCUGUACAGUAUGUAUCUUGUGCCAUGACUCCCUACCAGUAAUGAUACUGUAGCACUUUAGGCAGAGCACAGUAAUCUGUAAAGUAUCAUGAUUAAGACUGAUGGCAAUAAAGCAUGACAUUUCCAUAA
Molecule: messenger RNA, 2437 nt
Organism: Salvelinus namaycush (lake trout)
Lineage: Eukaryota; Metazoa; Chordata; Actinopteri; Salmoniformes; Salmonidae
Product: sorting nexin-24-like
Exons: 7
Coding region: 120-638 (172 amino acids)
Molecular function (GO): phosphatidylinositol phosphate binding
Source: RefSeq, a predicted model, not a curated record